GCGGCGGCCAACGCGCGGGAGCGGCACCGCACGCACAGCGUCAACGCGGCCUUCGGCGCCCUCCGCCGGCUCAUCCCCACCCGCCCCGCCGACCGCCGCCUCUCCAAGGUGGAGACGCUGCGCCUGGCGGCCAGCUACAUCUCGCACCUGGCCAACGUGCUGCUGCUGCAGCAGCGCCCGCAGGACGGCGCGGGGGAUGCCGAGCAGCCGUGCCCGCAGCCUUGUCCACAGCCGUGCCCGCAGCCGUGCCCGCAGCCCUGUCCACAGCCG
This is a messenger RNA of Melospiza melodia melodia, 270 nucleotides long. RefSeq names its product transcription factor 15-like. Gene Ontology annotation, biological process: developmental process; regulation of transcription by RNA polymerase II. The record is from RefSeq and is a predicted model, not a curated record. Lineage: Eukaryota; Metazoa; Chordata; Aves; Passeriformes; Passerellidae. Gene Ontology annotation, molecular function: protein dimerization activity; DNA-binding transcription factor activity, RNA polymerase II-specific; RNA polymerase II transcription regulatory region sequence-specific DNA binding. The transcript has a single exon. The annotation marks the transcript as partial.